This is a messenger RNA of Aspergillus wentii DTO 134E9, 4146 nucleotides long. Its product is annotated as putative transcription factor SipA3. Gene Ontology annotation, cellular component: endoplasmic reticulum; cytoplasm; plasma membrane. Gene Ontology annotation, molecular function: protein binding. The transcript is spliced from 6 exons. NCBI's taxonomy places the organism in Eukaryota, Fungi, Ascomycota, Eurotiomycetes, Eurotiales, Aspergillaceae. The record is from RefSeq and is a predicted model, not a curated record. Bases 1 to 4146 code for a protein of 1381 amino acids.
AUGUCGACCCAGUCGCUCCCCCCAUUGCCCCAGGUCGGGAAGCUCGUCAGCGUGGUUCCUGUCGGAUUGAAAGAAGCAGCUCUUGAUUCGCCGACCUUCCGAGCUACCACCCUUCAUUUCGCCGACCAGAUCGAAUUCAUAGAAAAAUGGCUCGACGGUUACGCGAAGGCCGCAUCCAAACUCACCUCAGAGCUAGCGGCUUUGGAGAAUGCAGUGGGCGCAUUUCUCUCCUAUUCCAUGAAUCCUCUUAUGGUUUCGGAAGCCGUUCUCGACCAUGAUUAUACUCUGCAGUCAAUGAAAAGAUGUGGGGACAGCUCUAAAGAUCUUUGGAAUGGCCUGGUUACUACUACCAGGAAGCUGGACACCCUGGUCGCAGAUCCCAUAAAAUCGUUUAUACAGGAGGAUUUGCGAAACUUCAAGGAGACCCGUCGCGUUCUCGAUCAGACACAGAAACAAUACGACUAUCUUCAAGCUCGAUACGCCUCACAGUCCAAGUCAAAGGAAUCAUCGUCCUUGAGGGAAGAUGCCUUUCAGCUCCAUGAAGCUCGCAAAGCGUAUCUCAAAGCCUCCAUGGACUAUUCCGUGCAAGCCCCGCAAGUACGCAACGCUUUGGAUCGGCUGUUGGUUCGCGUCUCCUUCGACCAGUGGCGCGAAUUUAAGAUCUUUCACAAUCACAACGGCGCAGCAUUUGGGAAAUGGGGCCAAGAGAUGGAACGUAUCAAGGGAUGGAUGCAUGAAAUGGAUGGAAGCGAAAGGUCCUCUAAACGGGAAUUAUUGUCCGCCAGAAAGCAAAUUGAGGAGGCUGCGGAAUUCGCGGCAAGGCCAUCCCGUGAGCUGGACGACUACUCCAUUUCAACUGUCCCCUAUCUUGGGUCUCGCCCUAUAUCCUCUCUUGAGAUGACCAAAGAAGUCAGGCCCGAAAAACAGGGCUGGGUCAGUCUCCGAACGCUUUCGGGAAAGCCUACUCGUACUAUCUGGGUCAGGCGCUGGGUUUUCUUGAAGAAUGGAAUAUUUGGAUGUCUUGUACAGGGGUCCCGAACUGGCGGCGUGGAGGAAAGCGAAAGGAUAGGCGUUUUGCUUUGUAGCGUUCGUCCAGCUUUCCAGGAGGAGCGGAGGUUUUGCUUUGAGGUCAAAACAAAAAGCAACAGCAUAGUGCUGCAGGCCGAAACACAGAAGGAACUUAUGGACUGGAUAGCUGCCUUUGAAGCCGCCAAGCGCAAGGCGCUGGAGAACCCAACCAGCACUGACAUUUCAGUUUCCGGAAAGACCACAGCUCAAGAUCCGGCCUUUGCAAUCUCUCAGCCACCGGCUCCCGAAUUCGCCGCUGAUCCGUCUGAUUCUCUUCUGCCACAUACGAGCGAUGAACAAGCCCCCUCCGAUCGCAGUGGUAUUCUUUCUGUUCCAGAACGUGAAGCAUAUGCACUACGGCCCAGUGGCGACUACACAAACUCUAGGCGGAAUACCGCAGCGGAGUCGGAAUCAUCUGCACGAGAACAUACAUCGAGACUUAUUCAAAAAUUAGAUUUGCAUCGCAAGCCGAACAACCAAGCGCAACCGGCUCCUUCACUGCCGGGUGCUGGUGGCGGCAUAGCUAGUCUCAUAUCUGCUAGCCACAGUGCCUUUCAAAAUUUUCAACCGGACAGUGAAGCGCAUAGGGGUCGUAGCUUGAGCAACCGCAACGGCCCUCCUUCGACGCUUGCACCUUUUACAUUAGCUAACCCACCUGCCCCCACAAGCAUGAGCAAGGUAGCGGUGCUCGUGAGCAAUGAAAGAGGUCUCGGCUUAGGACAUGCAGAUAGCACAGGAGGGAUGCCUAGUGGUAUGAUGGCGAAUCUGUGGGGAAGCUCGAACUGGGGCUUUGUGAACAGCUUCAUGUCGGAACGCAUAGGGCAAUACGGUCCUGACCAGGACUCUACACGUCCAUCUUCUCCCAUGAGUGAUUCAUCGAAAAACACGAUCACAUCAGAAGCUGAAACUUCAAGCGCGUCGAAGCAGAUGUCUGGUCCGCGCCAUAGACAGACAGUAAGUCUUGACGGGGAUGCUUCUAAAGUACAAAGAGCAGCUCUGGGAAUUACGCACGAGUAUCCUAGCUUCUAUCCUCAACCGCUUAAAACCCAGGAUGCCCAGUUCCGACUCCUGUUCCCGAACGUCAAGAAAGAAGAACCCCUGGUUAUGGUUUUCAGAGCCACAUGGAGUCCCAAUGACCAGCAAGAGUUCCCUGGCAGGGCUUACACCACUACCCGAAACCUGUAUUUCUACAGUCAUCACUUCGGACUAGUGUUGACAACACACAUGCCACUGGAAAACAUCAAAGAAGUAACGGCUGCUCCUGGAAGAGACUGUGAUUUCUUAUUUCUGCAUACCAUGCCAAAGCUAGGCGACGAUACGCCGGGUCGAAUUGCUGUAAAAACCUUCCUCGAGCCACUCAAACUUCUUCAGAGAAGACUCAACUUCUUGAUUCAAGAUGCAACAGCUGUUGAGCCCUUAGAAUUGGAGGCAAUCUUCAAAGCCCUGAUCAAAAUGGAGAAAGACAUACCGACAAGAACACCGAGUCUGGAUAGCUGGGAAGAUUUGGCCGCCAUCGACAAAAAGGGUAGUGGAGAAGAUGCUAAUGGCCCCAGGAAAGAUUUGCGAGCACCCAUCUAUAUCGACAAAGAUUUAGAUAUGAACCCACGAAAGUCUGAUAAAGAAGGGAUAAAGUUCAGAUUACCAACGCAGCCUGUGCAGUACGUCCCUCAAGGCGAUCUUCAACUUGCCACAGAGAAGGUGCUCGAUGUUAGUCCUAAGGCACUAUUCCAUAUUCUUUUCGGAGACAAGAGUGCCGUGUGGCAGCUUCUCUUACAUGAACGUAGAGCUCGGGACAUAAAACAAGGGCCGUGGGUCAAUAACGAAUCUCUCUACUUAAGACGAGACUUUGAGUAUCAGAUCGAAACGACGGAUGUUUUUGGACGCACCGAAGGAAAGCCAAUUCUAGAUUAUCAGAUAAUUGAUGUUCUUAACGAUCACUUGUGCUACGUGAUCACUGACAAGCGAACCCCUUGGCAUCUUCCCUUCAAACGGUCCUUCAGGUUGGUCAGUAAGAUUGUGAUUACAUUUGUCUCCAAGUCGAGGAGCAAACUUGCAGUCUACACGAAGGUCGAGUGGGUAUGGACUCCCUAUGGCCUCAAAAGUGUCAUCGAUAAGCAGGCAAGUGCAGAUCUAGAACAAGAUGCUUUAGAUCUGGUCGACCUGGCCAGUGAUCAAGUACGAAGGCUUGGCGCACAUAGUCGAACUAAAAAGGCCAUUUCCAUAUUUGGUCAUGUCGGACGCCAAAACCAGAUUUCUCAAUUCUCGGAGAAUGGGACGAAUUUGAAAUUGGAGUCUAGCAGACCUCGAACCCAGAGAACAUUAUUUGAAAUGCUACUCGAAACGUUCCUCUCCUUCGGUGAGACGGCGGUCUCAGCGGUGAUGAUUUGGAUCCUCGCUGUCUUUCGCUGGAUCUGGAAGACUACGAGUGCGAACAAGGUCAUUCUGGUUCUGCUCUUAUCAAGUGUUCUCAUUAACGGACUAUAUUCUUCACGGGAUGCCUAUGAUUGGUGGCAGGAACGCAACGCAGGGAACUUCAUGGCUCGCCUGGGCGUCCACCCUGACAAUGUAAUGAGCAAGGCUAUCUACAUGAAGGAUCUAGAUGAGGCAAUCGCAAAUUCGACCGUUGGAAAGGUCAGCAAUAACGCAACUGACUGCUUCGCCACCUUCCAAGCGCAGGGAAUGCAAGACCAGUCUUUCUCCCUCGGUGUGUCUAGAUCAAAGGACGCAGCGACCAGAAGUGCAACCAGGCGAUUCCAGCAGACCCGUGAACGCCUGGCCAUGUACCGGCACAACUUGCUGGUAGCACUCCGGGUGGUGAACAGUAUUGAGAAGGAGGUUGUCCAGAACGAAUGGGAACGUUGGCUCCGACAAGAAAUCAAACGCUGUCGACAGGUUGAGGUUCUCCUUGGAAAGAACGUUGAGAGGGAUGGGGUCGAUGAGCAGGUGGACCGAACGGGCCAAACUGUCUUUGCCGAACUGACUGAUGAUGUGAGGGAAUGGUACGAUAAGUACUGUACCAGUUGCCAUCAGGAACAAGAGCAGGUUGCCAAAAACCCUCGUGGUUAUGGAAUCUCAUGA